Molecule: messenger RNA, 1215 nt
Organism: Adineta ricciae
Lineage: Eukaryota; Metazoa; Rotifera; Eurotatoria; Adinetida; Adinetidae
Source: the annotation of a GenBank genome assembly
AUGAAUUCACAACAAAAUUCACUGCUGUAUGAGAGCAUACAAAUAUGUUGUUUAUGUCUCAUUUGGUACAGUUCAUCAGCGGCAGGCAAUGUGAUUGUAAAAGAACUACUCGAUGAAUUUCCCUUUCCGCUGACUGUUACACUUGUGCAACUUUUGAGUAUCUGGAUUCUUUGUAUUCCACUUAUUCGAAUACGACAAGUUCCUCCACCUGAAUACUUAUAUCAAAAUCGUUCUUACUACUUCAAAAUCAUCAUCCCAUUGGCUAUAGGAAAAUUUCUCUCACAACUAUCUUCUCAUGUUAGUCUUUGGAAAGUACCUGUCUCCUUUGCUCAUACAAUCAAAGCUACAAUGCCGUUAUUUACUGUAAUUCUAUCUCGAAUCAUUCUUCGUGAGAAACAAACAAUACCUGUAUAUCUUUCACUAAUACCGGUCAUUGUCGGUGUUAUCAUCGCUACAGUCACCGAGCUUUCGUUUGAUAUGACUGGUUUUAUUAGUGCUCUUAUCUCAACAUUUGGUUUUUCAUUACAAAAUAUUUAUUCAAAAAAAUCAUUAAAAGAUAUUGCAAUUCAUCACUUUUUUCUGUUAUGUUUAUUGGCAAAAAUUGGUUGCUGUUUGUUUGUUCCCUUUUGGUUUUUAUACGAUGGAUUGAAUAUUUAUUAUGAUACCAAAUACCAUCGAACAAAAACUUUCUUAAGAAUCUGUGCAUACCUCUUCAUCGAUGGCAUUCUUCAUUUUAUACAUAAUGUUGUUGCAUUCACAAUCUUGUCACUUUUAUCUCCAUUAUCGUACAGUAUUGGCAAUAGUGCGAAGCGUAUCGUGAUCAUUGCUACAUCUUUGUUCAUAUUGCGAAAUCCAGUAACAACUAGCAAUGUCGUUGGAAUGAGUUUGGCAGCAUUUGGUGUGAUAUUAUAUAAUAAAGCAAAAUACGAUCAACGCCGGGCUCAACAAAAAGAAACAAUUUUACCAUUAGUUCGCUCCGAAUCAACUGUCAAUGCAUUGACUCAUGAAGAACAUCAAGUGACACAUUCCAAUGGCGAAGUAACAUCACGUCAUCAUUCAUCAUCGUUCGAAUCUCUUUUUAUUAAUUUUUACAUAAAGCAAACUAGGAAGAUAGAAGGCUUAUGUAGCCUAAUAAGAAGAAAAAAAUCAACAUCAGAGAAAGAAAUCAACAAAGCAGCAAAAAAAAAAGAGCGAAAAAAAUUCUUGUGGAAUUGA